AUGAGUACUUUAGAAUCUGAGUUAGAUAUUAUAUUAGAUGACAGAGAAAUAGAAGAAAUUGGAAAGACAUUUGUGCAAGGUAGGUGCCUGUCGCCAAAAGACUUGAGUUCUUCUGGGGAUUAUGAAGGUAUUUUUGCGUGUGAAUUGAAAAACACCUCUGAGGAAGUGCCUGCAUCCUUUGAAGAAAUAUUUAAUACUGAAGUUUGCAUUCUGCCUGCAGAGACUAAGAAGGGCUCUCUCAAGUUUGGAACCUCGCAGAAAAAAAGAAGGACAAAGGAGAGGCCUUCACACGCACCCACACAGUCACCAUGUAAAUCCUCAUUUUCUGAUAAAAAAAGAAGAUCUUUGAUUUUUCAGGAGGUGGACACAAACACAUCGAGAGCAGCAAAGAAACUGGUUCGGUUGCAGCGAAGCAAAACAGACCAGAACAACCAGCACUGGAGCAGACGCACACUAAUUAAUAAGUCUGAGACCCACACUGGCGCAAACUCUUCUCCACACGCGAAUUCUGAAAUAAAUGCAUAUACGUAUGCUCUGCCUGCAAUGGGGACAGGGCCAUCAGACAGCAUUCUUAGGGUUUCUACAGAAACUGUAGCCACAAUGAUUCAUACUCCUGGAGUGGUCAUUAUUGACUGCCGAUUUGAGUACGAAUAUUUGGGAGGACACAUAAAAACAGCACUUAACAUAACAACACAAAAGGAGAUGGCAAACUUCUUUAAUGACAUGGUGGAAAGCAAGCAAAACUCCUCUUUAAUCAUUAUCCUGUAUUGUGAGUACUCUUCUGUCCGAGCACCAAGGCUGGCCAUUUCUUUAAGAAACGAGGACAGACUUACAAGCACGUAUCCAUACUUACGGUUCCCUAAUGUAUACGUAAUGAAUGGAGGAUAUCGUGAUUUUUACAGAUCCCAUUCCGAACACUGUGUGCCUUGCAGCUAUAUUCCCAUGUGAGUAUCCAUUUAUUUUGUAUUUCUGAAGACUUUUCGAGUAUUAUCACUUCUUCAGAUGUUUUUAAGCAGGGAUGGCAGUUGUACAUAUGUUCCCUGCCGGGCAUGAAUGGAAACUAAACACAUUAAGUUACAGCACACGAUAAAAGGCCUUUUAUAUUCAUAUUUUUAAUUUCGGGAAAUAUUCUCUGCCUUCUAUUUAUUGGACUAUUGUAAAAUAAAUGUGUAACUACU
Nematocida parisii ERTm1 is the source of this 1178-nucleotide messenger RNA. RefSeq lists its product as uncharacterized. Gene Ontology annotation, cellular component: nucleus; cytoplasm. The record is from RefSeq and is a predicted model, not a curated record. Lineage: Eukaryota; Fungi; Microsporidia. Gene Ontology annotation, molecular function: protein tyrosine phosphatase activity. Gene Ontology annotation, biological process: G2/M transition of mitotic cell cycle; protein dephosphorylation; positive regulation of G2/M transition of mitotic cell cycle. The coding region runs from base 1 to 948 and encodes 315 amino acids. The transcript has a single exon.